AUGAUACACAUUGGGCCUUCUGAGACAUGGGCCCCACUCUUCCCACGCAAACUCUUCCCACUGCAGCGCAGCUGCAGAACCCAAGCAGCUUUGGCAUAUGUGGAUGAACGGUCCCCUCCGUACCUGGAAGGGCAGCCAGAGCGGCAAACAUCAGAGAACCCUGGUCGGGCUUCUCCGGACCCCGAGGGAGUGUGUGAGGCGGAGACGCCAGUUAUGCUCCAGACCCCCUGGCGCCAGGGCUUGAGCAGGAAUGUACUGUUUCAGGAGCCAGUGACCUUUGAGGAUGUGGCUGUGUUCUUUACCCAGAAUGAAUGGGCCAGCCUGGACCCUGUGCAGAGAGCCCUGUACAGGGAGGUGAUGCUGGAGAAUUAUGCAAAUGUGGCUGCCUUGGGGGGUGAGACCAGAACUGAGAAGGAAGAAUUAACUCCAAAGGAACCUAUUUCUAAAGAAACAGAGUCCCACAGACUGGCCUUGGGAAGGCUGCCAGGGAAUGCUCCCCAGCAUCUUGACUUUGGGAGCAGUCUAGAGCAGCCCCAUAGUCACUGGAUAGUUAAGAAGACAAAGAGGAGGGAUUUCACAGAUGGGUUAGCUGGGCAUCAUGAGGCCUCUGCUGUUGAGAGUGAAGAAAAGUAUAAGAAAUUAAGAAAAAAUGUUAGUGUCAGCAUACGACUCACUACAGAUCAGAUAAUUCCUAGUAGUCAGAUAACUUAUGAAUGUGGAAAAUGUGACAGAUAUUUCAGUCGAAUGGUGGACUUCCACCAACAUCAGAGAUGUCACACUGGUGAAAAAUCUUUUGAAUGCAAAGAAUGUGGAAAAGACUUUAGAUAUAACUCAUUACUUAUUCGGCAUCAGAUAAUUCACACUGGAAAGAAACCAUUUAAAUGUAAAGAAUGUGGGAAAGGUUUAAGUUCAGACACAGCCUUGAUUCAGCACCAGAGAAUCCACACUGGAGAAAAGCCUGAUGAGUGUAAGGACUGUGGCAAGGCCUUCAGUAGCAGCUCAGUCUUCCUUCAGCACCAGAGGUUCCACACUGGAGAGAAACUCUAUGAAUGUAAUGACUGUUGGAAAACUUUCAGUAGUAGCUCAAGCUUCAUUGUCCAUCAGCGAAUGCACACUGGAGAGAAACCCUACAAGUGUAAAGAGUGUGGGAAACGGUUAAGCUCCAACACAGCCUUGACUCAGCAUCAGCGAAUUCACACUGGGGAGAAGCCCUUUGAAUGUAAGGAGUGUGGGAAGGCAUUCAAUCAGAAAAUAACCCUGGUUCAGCAUGAGCGAGUUCACACUGGUGAGAAACUGUAUGUGUGUAAGGUGUGUGGGAAAACCUUCAGCUGGUGCGGAAGAUUCAUUCUGCAUCAGAAAGUGCACACUCAGAAGACACCUGUCCAGACAUAGGGCUAUUCACAGGCUCAUUGUGCCUGUCUUUGUGUUUCCCUAUUUUCUUGCUCUUUGUUAGUGUCCUCCUGUCCUUUCUGGACUGUGCUGACUCUUAACUCUACACCUUUGUUCCCACGGCUCUGCAUAUGUGGAAUGGUCACUUCUCUUCCUGUCCCAGUAGUAUGUUUAAUUCAGACUUUUCACUUCUAUCUAGAAACCUUCCUCAAAUUCACUGUCUGCCCAACAUAAACUCUCUUUAAAGUUAGGAGACAAAAAACAAAAAAAACCCAAAACACAAACCCCCAAACUUACGAACAUAAAAGGAAAUGUAAGUUUCCAGAUUGAAAGGAUACACUGAGUGCUCAGCAAGAUGGAUUGUGGGGAAACCUAUAUUAAAGCACAUCCCUGAAUUAUCAAAA
Messenger RNA from Galeopterus variegatus (Sunda flying lemur), 1793 nucleotides. RefSeq names its product zinc finger protein 620 (gene ZNF620). The record is from RefSeq and is a predicted model, not a curated record. Lineage: Eukaryota; Metazoa; Chordata; Mammalia; Dermoptera; Cynocephalidae. Gene Ontology annotation, biological process: regulation of transcription by RNA polymerase II. The coding region runs from base 1 to 1392 and encodes 463 amino acids. Gene Ontology annotation, molecular function: DNA-binding transcription factor activity, RNA polymerase II-specific; RNA polymerase II cis-regulatory region sequence-specific DNA binding. The transcript has 4 exons.